Messenger RNA from Ornithodoros turicata, 2508 nucleotides. RefSeq lists its product as uncharacterized. Bases 1 to 1824 code for a protein of 607 amino acids. NCBI's taxonomy places the organism in Eukaryota, Metazoa, Arthropoda, Arachnida, Ixodida, Argasidae. The record is from RefSeq and is a predicted model, not a curated record. The transcript has 9 exons.
AUGGCUCCAACGUUACGGAGCAACGGCUCUGUGUCGACGACGGCCGGAGACGACGACAGCAGUCUUCGAAACGACAGCUCCGAUUCGACGGGAUCGACGUCAAUUAAUCAAGCAGCUGCACAGCCGGAUCCACUGAACCAGCUACUAGAGUUGCUGCGCUUACAAGAGGCAAGUCGAGACGCAAUGCUGCGGGAGCUUCUUCAAUCCAGAUCUCCAAGGGAUGAGGGUCCAAUUCCCAGGGCUGUGUUACCGGACCUGUCCAAAGAAGUACAAGCCUUCAACGGAGACGCGGACGAGAGACAAGCAGAAGAAUGGCUCAACACCUUCGAGCAGCUAGCGACGCAAUACAGGCCCGUCAAGCUAGAUGCCGUCAGUAACUACCCCAAGCCGAGGAAUGUACAUGAAGUACGGCGCUUUUUGGGACUGACUGGAUAUUUUCGAAGAUUCGUGCCACAUUACGCUUUGAAGGCGCGGGCACUGACGGAACUGACGAAGAAGGUAAGUGAGUUCGUUUGGGGAGAUCAGCAACAAGAUGCGUUCGAGGCGCUCAGGAAGGAACUGACUAAUGCACCUGUGCUGGCCUUGUACAAUAGGAACGCCGACACCGAGCUUCACACGGACGCCAGCCACGAGGGGUUGGCAGAAGAAGCCGGACGAACGCUCCAAGCGGGAGAAGGGGAAGUAAAUGGAUUCCAGCUAAAAGAUGGUAUGUUGUACAAGAUCCACGAAGACAAAGACGGGAGGAGAUUGUUAUUUGGUCAUCCCGAAGAGGAAUCGGAAGGCGACGACAAUCAAACACCACGACUUGAUGGGGCACAGCCACGCACAAGAAACAGCCUGUACCUGGCGUCCGGCAGUUACCUCAGCAGUGUUGCAUACAGCUUCCGCAUUGGCUUCACGACAAUCAAAAGGAUUGUGUAUGAGACAUGCACGGCGCUGUGGGAAGAGCUGAUGCCAAUCUACCUUCCCAACCCGUCACCAGAUGUGUGGGCCCAGUCAGCGAAGCAGUUUGAGGAAAGAUGGUCCUUCCCAAACUGCAUUGGGGCUGUGGACGGCAAACAUAUCAUCAUUGAAGCCCCACACCGUGCAGGGUCCAUGUUUUACAACUACAAGGGCUCCCACUCCAUCGUCCUAAUGGCCGUAGCCGAUGCAAAGUACAAGUUUUUGUAUGCGGACAUCGGGGCAUAUGGGUCCCAGUCUGACGGCGGGGUUUUUAAAUCCUGCUCGUUGGGCAAAGACCUCGAAGCUGGUCGCCUCGGACUCCCAGCAGCAAGGAGGCUUCCUGGUUCGUCCUUGGAGGCCCCUUACGUUUUUGUGGGAGACGAGGCCUUUCAGCUGCGCCCUGACUUCUUGCGGCCCUUUCCAGGUGCCGACCUCGAUGACACCAAGCGUGUGUACAACAUACGGCUGUCACAUGCUAGGCGGUGUGUAGAGAAUGCUUUUGGCAUCCUCGCAUCACGGUGGCGGAUAUUCAGGCGACCCAUCAAUGUGAAGGUGGAAAACGUGGACCUUCUGGUGCAAGCCUGUGUUGUUCUGCACAACUUUCUCAGGGUUCAGGAGGAGACAGCACCAGGCAGGGAAGCGUACUGUCCACCAGGGUUCGCAGACCGCAACAUUGAUGCCAGUGAUGCCGAGGAUGGCCAGUGGAGGAACCUGCUUGCCAGGAAUCCUGCAAAUGCCCUGGAGGACCUCAGACCGACGCUUGCAAGGCGUUUCUCACGUGAGGCAGCAAGUGUGAGAAACGUUUUUGCCGACUACUUCGUGAGCGCCGAAGGUGCAGUUUCCUGGCAGUGGGCGAAGGCUGGUGUCAAGGAGCCACUCUAGGAAGGUCUGCAGAUGCAUUCACCUGCAAGAGUGUAACCCGGCACAGGUGCUGCAAAGCUCGUGGAACCUCCCUCAGCAGGGCACUCACAAGACCCCCAAAGUGUUCAUGGGCAUCUACAGCGGCUUGCAGCUCUACAGUUGAGCAAUGCAACUCGGCCGUCAGAGCCCGGAGAGCUUCAGCGAUGUUGCUGUCGUCUGUCACUCGCCUUCUCUUUCGUGGCCUGUGCGCUGCACUUGCUGAAGCAAGAGGCACGUCUUCUUCCUCCUCUUCCACCAUGCCUUCUUCACCUGUGACUAUGGAUGGCACAGAACUACCAGCCCUGGAUGGCACAGCACUGCCUGCCCUGGAUGGCCCAGCACAGAAAUAAUCAUGUUCUGCAAUGCUCAUGUCCUCAUUUGCAGCGACGUCCACCUAAGGCAUGAAAGAAGUGCAUUCAGUUUAGUGCUCUGUGACUUUUGCUGUCAACGUAUAUGGUCAUCAUGAAUAAUUCCACAAAGUUCUCAAAAGUUCUCGAAACCUUCAUUGUGUAUAAGAUUUUGAACAAAUGCUAGAACAUCUGACAUGUGCAGUAUUACGUUUCCUAGUGCUUCCACAUUUUCCACUUUCAUACAUGUAACUGGAGCCUGGAGUUUUAGGGUUUCACCGGAUUCUUCCCCGAAUUUGCACCUCGAAUUGAAGUUUGA